AUGUCCGAAACAAAAUUAGUUGCCUCAAAGCAAGAAAAAGAUAAAUUGGAACUAGAGCAUAGGGAUUACGCUGCGGAUGCAAAUCAAAAAGGAAUUGCCAAACUACUAGAAAACUCUAGCAUAAUAUUAAAUCAGAAUAACUCAAAGGGAACUCGUAGUUCUACUGAAAUCAAAGGUAACGAAUACAUAUGCACUUCUAAGUAUCAAGUAGAAGUAGAUCGAAAUCGGCAACAGAGGUGUAACCCAUCGAAGGAAGCUCCAGAUCAAAAUCAAUCUAGAGGAAAACCCCUAAUAUCCCCACGUCCACGUACAUCGUCAGGCAAACUUUGUGCUAAUGAAAAGCCAAGGUGGAACUCUUCCAGUAAAAUAGAUAGACGUGAUUUUUCUCUCGAGAAACUAACAAAAAAUUGGAAACCAAUACCUUCAAAAUGCUUCAAUUCAGGGCAAAGUGAUCAAUUCGUCUAUGGUCGGCUCUAUAGAUCCAGUUCACUAAAAAGAUCAUUGUCUUCACCGCCUAUUAAAUCUCACGAAGAAGCGAGUCAGAAUGUCACUUCUCGGAUUUCUGAAAAUGAAAUAUCCUCCCAAAAUUCCCGGAAUAUGGCUCCCAAAGCCACUGUUUCACUAUCAAAAAGUGUGAAUCAGGCAGAUAACGACGAUUCCACCCCCAAUUUACCUUUACUCAAAUCUUGUCAAAACGAAAACGAAUGUUCCAAACAUUCUGUAUCUUUGAAAUCGACGAAAGCAACGGUUUCAAAAAAUGGUUUGAAAUAUAAAGAUUGCCAAGAACAUACCUCUGAGCACUCGUCUAAUUACUCGUCUACUUCAAUAAAUGAGGAAACACCUGGAUUGCAAAAUAGGAAUGUAAUAAAUGAAAGUCUACCACUUCUAUCAACAUCACCAAGCGAAUCUUGCUCAGUGGAUUCUUUUGAAUGUUUCAAAUUAGAUCACGCUUUGGCAUCUGUUGAAUCGGAUGGUUAUAAUGUGGGACCAAUAAUAUUACACCUUAUUAAUCAAACUGAUCAAAUGGUAAUUUGUUCGGUGCCCAAGAGUGAAUAUAAACGAAAGAGGAUUCAGUUAAGUGGAGAAAAUAAGGGAGAUUAUUUACCAGUUAAUCCCUCAAAUACCACAAGGCCAUUCAACACCCCUCCUUCAGUGUUUUACGCUAAUGAGAACGACGUGUCAUUGGAAGGUCAUCAAUACGAGUCCGAUGUUCAGUCCUUUAAGACGUCACUCAAGCCAGCGAUUGCAUCGAUUAUUGAUGAAUCUAACCUUUUUAAUAUCCUAAAUUCUGCUCAGGAACAUGGUGGUUACGUUGCAAUCAAUCAAACAUUGCCAGAAAAUAUGCCUUCUCACAGCAAAUCUUCGAGCCUCGAUGAACUAAGUGACUACUCUUUGAGUCUCUCCAUGACUGAUCUUCACAAUUACAGUGAUUAUGACGGUGAAUAUUUAUUUGACCAAAAUAGCCCCAAUGGUGCAGAGUUUCAAUAUGAAAUUUCAGCGAAUAAUGCGGAUCGUUGGAAGAGACACACCGAAGAAUAUGGAGCAGAGUUCAUGGGAUGUUAUGAUGAAUUCUCAGAAGAUUUUCUUUGCAAUAAUGAACCAUCUUUUGCUAAUGUAUCGAAUGCCAAGGAUAUGGAUAAAUUGCACAGUUUCUCUGACGAUAUUUCAGCGACAAUCGCAGAAAUGAAGCAGUAUACAAAAGAGGUGAAAGAAAACAAACCUCUACCCAGCAACUCCAAUUUCAUAAGGCCACCGGAGAUAGAGAAUAUGAAACUUUUCCUGACUCGUCCUGGUGGCCAUUCUUCAUCAAUUUCCCUUACUACCAACAACAAACCCCUUCUGUCAACUCAAAUUGUCAAUGAAACAACAAUAUUACCGCAAAAUUCAUUAAUUGAUGAAUUUCCUGGAUCUCGACGUAAUUAUGCAAAACUGCAAUCUCCUGAAUAUAUUCUCCGUCGAUACCCACCGGAAAGACUCGGAAAAGAAAUGGAUAGGCUACGGGUUGCUCUUAUCGGAAUUCGUGUGCGAUUUAAAAAUGAAGGCAUAACGAAUAGAGCCGUUGCAAAGGAACUUAGACAGAGUUAUAGAGGAGUUAUAUCGGCUCUUCGCGAUCUUUUUAAUUCCGAAAAGGACACUAAAUGUAUGAAUAUAUUGAACGCUCUCAGAUCCAUGAUGGUUCAGUGCGUUGAGCAAUUUGCUGUUAUAAUCACCAACAAGGUCAUUCCUAACAACUGGUUGCCAAAUUGGGACAAAGCUAUUCUAAUGCGACAUAAUUAUGCUUAUAUUAAAUCUGCCCAUAUAAAUAGAGGAAUUCUGUUUGUGGAUGAGAGUUUUCCCAACACGCCCGCAACUGUUGAAUCAUUAUCUGGGGAAAAUCCAUCGCCACCGGAAUUCAAAAGGAUUUGGGAAAUCUCAGAAUAUCCUGUUAUUAAAGCUGAAGGCCCACCCGGUGCUAUAUGUCUUGGAUCUCUUUCCAACGUAAAUUUCAUUUCAGCAAUUUCUAUGAUUGCAGAGAGAAGCCAGCUGCUUGAAAAUUUAUUUCCUGACCUGAAAGAAAUGAAUGAUUUGAGAUAUGUCAGAAACUAUACUGGUGCAUUUAGAAUUCGUUUCUGGAUUGACGGUGUUUUUACAUUUGUCGUGAUUGAUGAUGCAUUACCAAUGAUAAAUGGGAAAAUUAUCUGUCCGCAUUCUUCAAAUCAAAAUGAAUUUUGGCCUUCUCUUUUGGCAAAAGCUUAUGCUAAGUUGCUUGGUGGUUAUGAUCGACUGGAAAACUUGCGCCUUGAAGAUGUCUUACAGGAUUUGACUGGAUGCGUUAUGGAUACGAUAACAUUUCAAGAUGUGAUCGCAGCAAACGAUUUUCGUAAAAUUGAACUAUUUGAAACCCUUGGGCAGUCUUUAAAUGAAGGCUCAAUAGUUCUCUUGUGUACAAAAAGUGAUCUCAUUUCUAAAGAAGCUGCUGACAAAUCUAAGGAGGAUUCCCCCACUGAAAAUAAAUCAAAUGACUUUUCCGAUGAGUUAUGUGCUCCAAGGCGUCUUGGAAGUGUUGAUCAGGCCACGGGGUUAUGCUCCAACCAUGCAUAUAUGUUGACCAAAACCUGCGUCGUUCCUAAAGAUCCCAGUGCCAUGGGUGCUGUGCUUACAGCUCUGAAAUUAACUAAAGACACUCCUAAAGAUCGUCUUCUUCGUUUGAGAUCUGAAUGGGAGAAUUUGAGCAUAAAAGAUCGUUCUAGAAUUGGACUGGUGAGUUCCACAGAGGCUGAAUUCUGGAUGCCACUCUCCGCAAUUCUCACGCACUUCACUGGAGCCAUUGUAGCUCGUCUACCGAAGACAGGAAUGUUUGCAUCUUUCAGCCUCUCUGAAUACAAUGGGAUUUGGAGGGCGGAUAAUAGUGGUGGCAGUCUUGACUUCAGAAAUUCUUUCCUUCAGAAUCCACAGUAUCUUUUCGAAAUGGUGAAAGAUACACCCGAGGAGGUCCUUGUGUCCCUUAGUCGGAAGUACACAUGGGAUUUGGAGACACGAAAAGUUGUUGAACAAACCUCAUCCCCUGCUAUCGGCUUCGCUCUACUCAAGGUGGAAAGCAAUAGAGAUGUGAAGGCACACCUUCUUUCUUCCUGCUCUGUAGUGGAUGCCCAUCCAACGAAAAGCCAUCGAGCAGUGUUUGGUCGAUACAAUCUCUCCCAUGGUCGAUAUGUCCUUGUUCCAUUCCUUAAAGAACCUCAACAAAAAGGCGAUUAUUUCCUUCGAUUAUAUCUUCCACGGAAUGUGAUGAACAAAGAGCUCAUCUAUGACAAACCACCAAAAGGGCCUUUUGAAUUCUUCACUGGAUCGCCCAAAAUAAUCACUCGAAUUGAGAUACUUCGAGGUGAAAAUCUAGAAAGUCUGAAAAAGAAAAGCUUUGGAAAGAAAUCUACGUCCUCGCCCUAUUGCAAGGUUUUCUGUGAAAAUAGCUCUUGCACAGGGCAAAUGAUCUCCGACAAUACAAAUCCCACGUGGAAUGAGUCUUUUAUAUUUUUUCGCACCAAACCAAGUAAGCAACCAAUCAGAAUCGAGGUUUAUAAUAAACAGGCUUUUGGAGCAGAUGAAUUUCUUGGAGAAGGUAUUUUAAAUGCUCCAGAGUCGACUGAGAAUGGCGAUCGUGAGGUAAAUCUCUUUACGAAGGCAAGAAAUAUUGCGGAUCGAGUUCGGUUAAAGGGAACGAUCCAUGUGUCUAUAACCACUGUGGAUAUGGCUAAUUUUAUGGAGAUAUAA
Rodentolepis nana is the source of this 4248-nucleotide messenger RNA. Lineage: Eukaryota; Metazoa; Platyhelminthes; Cestoda; Cyclophyllidea; Hymenolepididae. The record is from the annotation of a GenBank genome assembly.